Molecule: messenger RNA, 4462 nt
Organism: Syzygium oleosum
Lineage: Eukaryota; Viridiplantae; Streptophyta; Magnoliopsida; Myrtales; Myrtaceae
Product: phytosulfokine receptor 2
Exons: 2
Coding region: 1078-4239 (1053 amino acids)
Biological process (GO): protein phosphorylation
Molecular function (GO): protein kinase activity; protein binding; ATP binding
Source: RefSeq, a predicted model, not a curated record
AAACGCGAUGAUUCGAGCUAGAAGAAAGAAGAACGAGCUCACGAAGCUAUAGUCCUCGUUGCUUUUAGUCCGGUUAAAUAUUUGGUUCUCAGCUAGGGAGAGCUUUCCUUAUCUGUGCUUGCACUUGCGACCAACCCCGUCUCCGUUCUUUGUCCUCGCUCUGAUUUUGAACCGCCAUCGGCUUUGCUUUCCCCUUCCCCCCUUCCCCUUUUCCCUUUUCUUUAUACGUCCGCCACCCCUAUCCCUUCUUUUUCCUCGCGAGUGUUCGUUUGAAAAGAGGGAGAAAAUGCUGCGGCGAGAGCGACGUCCCUGUUUGAAUUGGCGACCAGGGAAUUAGGACCCACGAAUAGAAACGGAGAAAAGAGAGAGAGGAAAAGAAGGAAGAGAAUUCGCUUACUGUCGUUGUUGGGUUCUGAGGGAACUCUUGCUUCACUCGCAAGUGACGGUAGCUGCGGUAGCAAAUCUCAAAGGACCCUCUGAUGGCGGUCCCUCUUCGCCGAUUCAUUUCUUUUUUGACCACCCGUCAACUGAUCUUGGGAUCUGAUAUCGAGUGGAGCGCCGUUUGAUCGUUGUUGCUGGCUUGUUGCUUCGUUUGCAAGCGCCGUGUUCUUUGGCGCGGGUGGGUUUUCUGUCCCGUGGGUCUUUGUGUUUUGGGAUGCGCGAGUUGGGGCGAGCUUUCUUCCACAGGGUUUUAUUAUUUUAACUGCGUUCCGAAGAGAGGUUUUAGCUUGCUUCCGGUGUGCUAAUUUGCAUUCAGUGCCAUUGCUUCUUGGGCUCCUGAGGCACUUGCUGAGCACCCAAAAGAGAAAAAGAGCGAGUCCGGUGAGUUUGUUUUUCCAUGGAGUGACAUUUGAGCUUUUUACACAUGCCCAGUUGAGCUCAGUCGCUUUUUGCUUCUUUCCUUGGUUCGAAGUCUGAGGAUUCGUUUUCGGAUGAGCAUUGGCGGAAGCAGGUGAUGCUCUCGCUGUUUCGUUUUGUCUGUGAGAUGCUAUUCGGCACGUGGAUGUGCAAGUUUCUCCAUAAGAGUUGAUGGGAGUGUUGGCCUUGAUUUGAGCUGAAGAUCAAGAUUCAAUAAUAAUGGUGCUGAAGUUUUUUCCAGGGAGUUUCCAGAAAUGGGUCUUCCUGGCCUUCUGUUUGUGUUCAUUUCUGUGUCUGAAGACCCCAGCACAAUCUUGUGAUCCAAAUGAUCAUUUGGCAUUGAAGGAAUUCGCCGGUAACCUCACUGGCGGGUUAAUUAUCGCUGCUUGGUCCAAUGAUCUUGUUUGCUGUGAGUGGGAUGGUGUUUUCUGCGAUUAUUUAAGUAACUCAUCAGCUUCCUUCAGAGUUACAAAGUUGAUUCUGCCGGACCGAGGCCUCAAAGGCUUUGUUUCUCGCUCCUUGGGCCAUUUGAGUGAGCUGAGAUUGCUUGAUCUCUCGCACAAUUAUCUCGAAGGUGAUUUGCCUGCUGAAUUGUCGCUCUUGAAGAAGUUGAAGUUUCUUGAUUUGAGCCAUAAUAUGUUGUCAGGACCAGCUUGGGGAGCAUUAUCUGGUCUUACAUCCAUCCAAUCUUUGAAUAUUUCCAGCAAUCAGUUCGAUGGGGAUUUGCUCGAGCUUGGGAAUUAUCCUAAUCUUCUUGUGUUCAAUAUUAGCAACAAUUCUUUCUCCGGAAGCUUCAAUUAUCAAGUGUGCGGUUCAUCUAACAGUAUCCGUGCCCUUGAUUUAUCGAUGAACCAUUUGGUGGGGGGUCUCGAUGGCUUGGAGAAGUGCGGGCUGUCUCUUCAGCAACUACAUCUGGAUACUAAUUCCCUUUCUGGCCAUCUCCCAGAAUCUUUGUAUAGUAUGUCGUCUCUGGUGCAACUCUCCAUAUCUGGGAACAACUUCUCUGGCUCAUUGAGUGUGAGCUUAAGUAAUCUUUCUAGCCUCAAAGCCUUGAUUGUAUGUGGAAAUCUGUUUUCGGGCCCUUUUCCUAACGUUUUUGGGAACCUUAAGCAGUUAGAACAGUUAACUGCGCAUUCAAAUUCAUUCUCAGGGCCACUUCCCCCGAGCCUGUCUCUCUGUCCAAACCUUCAAGUGCUUGAUCUCCGGAACAAUUCUCUUACUGGCCGAAUUGAUCUAAACUUCACCAGGUUGUCCCGUCUCUGUACAGUUGACCUAGCCUCCAAUCAUUUCUCUGGCCCUCUUCCAGAUUCCUUGUCCAGUUGCCGUGAGCUGAAAAUUUUAAGCCUUGCCAAGAAUGGUUUCAGUGGAGACAUCCCCGUAAGUUAUGGGAAGCUCACAUCCCUCUUGUUCCUCUCAUUGUCAAACAACAGCAUUGUUAACUUAUCCGGUGCUUUGUCCGUGCUUCAGCAGUGCAAAAAUCUGAGCACUCUUAUCCUCACAAAGAACUUCCGUGGGGAGGAAAUUCCUGGUAAUGUGACGGGUUUCAAUAGUCUGAUGGUUUUAGCUCUUGGAAAUUGCGCUCUCAGAGGUCAAGUCCCUGUGUGGGUAUUGAGUUGCCCAAAGUUACAAGUUCUUGAUUUGUCGUGGAAUUAUUUGGAUGGAAGCAUCCCUUUUUGGAUGGGGAAGAUGGAGAACUUGUUUUAUUUGGAUCUGUCAAACAACUCUCUCUGUGGGGAGAUCCCCAAGAGUUUAACAGAGUUAAAGUGCCUCGUUUCUUCGAACUGUGCCUCGCCAAGUCUCACUGCUUCUGCCGGAAUCCCUCUAUAUGUCAAGAGAAACCGGAGUGCAAAUGGCUUACAAUACAACCAGGUCUCGAGCUUUCCUCCCUCGAUAUUAUUGAGCAACAACAGACUGAACGGGACUAUAUGGCCUGAAAUUGGUCAGUUGAAGCAGCUUCAUGUCUUGGAUUUGAGCAGGAAUAACAUUACUGGAACGAUUCCUUCUUCCAUCUCAGGUAUGGAGAAUGUAGAAGUACUGGACUUAUCCAAUAACAAUCUCUAUGGAUCCAUCCCGGAUUCACUCAAGGAGCUCACAUUCCUCUCAAAGUUUAGUGUGGCCAAUAAUCACUUAACAGGUCGAGUUCCUACUGGGGGACAAUUUGGGAGCUUUCCAAGCUCUAGUUUUGAAGGGAACCCUGGGCUUUGCGACGAAAUAGAUUCUACAUGUGAUGUAACUGAUAAUAUGGGGAUGAGGCCUAAUAUUACAUCCGGGCCCCAGAAUAAGUUCAGCCGUAGAAGCAGCAUUCUUGUCGUAACAAUCAGUGUCGCGAUAGGGGUUUCACUACUGCUGGUUGCCAUUUUACUAAAGAUCUUGAGGAGGGACGUUAGCGAUCAUAUAGAUGACUUACAUGAGGAACUAGGCAGGCCUCAUAGGUUAUCUGAAGCUCUUGAAUCUUCCAAAUUGGUGCUUUUUCCAAUUUCAGACUGCAAAGAUCUUACAGUUGUGGACUUAUUAAAGUCAACGAGCAAUUUUAGCCAAGCGAACAUUAUUGGUUGUGGUGGAUUCGGUUUAGUUUACAAAGCGAACCUCCCGAACGGCACAAAAGCUGCAAUCAAGAGGCUUUCUGGGGAUUGCGGUCAGGUCGAACGCGAAUUUCAGGCCGAAGUGGAGGCUUUAUCAAGAGCUCAGCAUAAGAACCUUGUUUCUCUCCAAGGUUAUUGUCGCCAUGGUAACGACAGGUUGCUGAUAUAUUCAUACAUGGAGAAUGGAAGUCUAGAUUACUGGCUGCACGAGUGUAAUGAUGGAGGCUCUGUUCUUGCAUGGGAUAUCAGGCUCAAGAUAGCUCAAGGAGCUGCGCGGGGAUUGGCAUACCUGCACAAGGUUUGCGAACCAAAUAUUGUCCAUCGAGAUGUGAAAUCCAGCAACAUACUAUUGGAUGAGAAGUUCGAGGCUCAUUUAGCUGAUUUUGGCCUCUCGCGGCUGCUUCGUCCCUAUGAUACUCAUGUGACUACAGAUUUGGUUGGAACUUUAGGGUAUAUUCCUCCAGAGUAUAGCCAGACAUUGACAGCCACCUUCAGAGGCGAUGUUUAUAGUUUUGGCGUCGUUCUUCUCGAGCUUCUUACCAGUAGGAGGCCUGUGGAAGUUAUCAAAGGCAAGAAUUGUAGGGAUCUGGUUUCUUGGGUGUUUCAGAUGAAGUCUGAGAAGAGGGAGGAAGAGAUCAUUGACCCGUCGAUAUGGGUCAAGGAUCAUGAGAAGCAGGUACUGGAAGUGCUCAGUGUGGCGUGUAAUUGCACUGACCGGGAUCCCAGGAGGAGACCCUCAAUUGAGCAGGUCGUGUCGUGGCUCGACAGGGCUGGUUUUGAGGGUUCUCCAGGAUCCUGACUAGAUCACCUCUCUUUGCAAACUGAAGAGGAUUAUCCAUGGAGAUUGUACAUGUAAAGCUACAAAACUGUUCCUAGUUCCUGCAACGCUGGGAUAAUGUCGAGAGACCAUGUCAUCACAGCAGUCAUAGGAAAAAUCUUUGGCUAUGCAUACUGAAAGAUCAAAUCUUUUGUAUCUUUAGGCUGUUUCGCCGUUUAUAUUCUAUAAAUAAGAAGUUUGUCCC